Messenger RNA from Thrips palmi, 358 nucleotides. RefSeq lists its product as uncharacterized. Bases 20 to 265 code for a protein of 81 amino acids. The record is from RefSeq and is a predicted model, not a curated record. NCBI's taxonomy places the organism in Eukaryota, Metazoa, Arthropoda, Insecta, Thysanoptera, Thripidae. The transcript has 2 exons.
GCGCACGUUCGAACGGACCAUGGCGCCCACGCCGGGGCAGCUCAGCGACUGGCUGCAGGGCAACUCCACCGACAUGUCGGGGGCCAUCUCCGGAGCCGUGGCGGACCUCAGUGAGAACAUGAACCGCUUCCUGAACGAGAACUGGAGGGAAGUGACUCAGGAGGUCGGCCCCACCAUCGCUGACGCCAUCUCUGAGGUGUUCCGGAGAAUCCUCAGCCAAAUCUCCGACCUCAUACCCUGGGAGUACUUUUUCCCGUCGUCCUGAACGCCGCAACGCCUAUUGCAAUCACCUGUCAGCGCUUCCCAAAGACUUAUUAAAGUUCGUAACAAUCGAGUUUCAUUUUCUCAUUCUAAGGGA